This is a messenger RNA of Nycticebus coucang (slow loris), 2583 nucleotides long. RefSeq names its product DNA fragmentation factor subunit beta (gene DFFB). The record is from RefSeq and is a predicted model, not a curated record. Lineage: Eukaryota; Metazoa; Chordata; Mammalia; Primates; Lorisidae. Gene Ontology annotation, biological process: apoptotic process; apoptotic DNA fragmentation. The transcript has 7 exons. The coding region runs from base 189 to 1343 and encodes 384 amino acids. Gene Ontology annotation, cellular component: cytoplasm; nucleus. Gene Ontology annotation, molecular function: DNA endonuclease activity.
GGUAAUAAAGUUUCCGAGGGGCAGCGCCUGCGUACGAGCCCUCGUCGCCCCUCCGCUUUCUUAAAGGGCCUUGUUGGCAAUGUAGUUUCUGGGCUCGGCGUCCGGUCUGUGCCCCGCCUGCAGACCCCUGCGGCCCAGGCGAAGGUUUCCUGAGCUGCUGGCACGCGGGUGCCUGGAGGACAUCUGUAAUGCUCCAGAAACCCAAGACCGUGAAACUGCGGGCCCUGCGCAGCCCGAGGAAGUUCGGGGUGGCAGGCAGGAGCUGCCAGGAGGUGCUGCGCAAGGGAUGUCUCCGGUUCCAGCUCCCAGUGCACAGCUCCUGGCUGUGUCUUUACGAGGACGGCACGGAGCUGACUGAAGACUACUUCCCUAGUAUCCCCGACAAUGCCGAGCUGGUGCUGCUCACCUCGGGCCAGACCUGGCAGGGUUGUAAGUGGCAAGGACCUUGGAGACUCUUCUUGUGUCUGGGGGCAGCUUGUGUCUUCUGCUGGGCUGUACACCUUUUUGUUUGUCCCCCAUUGGCUGCAGAUGUGAGUGACAUCGGUCACUUCCUCAGUGUGUUUCAUGAGCCCCAUGCGGAGGUCAUCCAGGCCGCCCGGCAGUUGCUGUCUGGUGAGCAGGCUCCGCUGAGGCAGAAGCUGCUGGCUGACCUCCUGCACAACGUCAGCCAGAACAUCUCCGCCGAGACCCGGGCAGAGGACCCGCCAUGGUUUGAAGGCUUGGAGCCCCGGUUUCGGAGUAAAUGUAGCUACCUGAGGUACAGCUGUGAGAGCCGGAUCCGGGCCUACCUGAGAGAGGUGAACUCCUAUGCCUCCUCAGUGGGCGCAGAGGCCCAGGAGGAGUACACGCGGAUCCUGGGUGCCAUGUGUGAGAAGCUCAAGUCCAUGCAGUACAACGGCAGCUACUUCGACAGAGGCGCAAAGGCCAGCAGCCGCCUUUGUACACCGGAAGGCUGGUUCUCCUGCCAGGGACCUUUUGACACGGACAGCUGCUUGUCGAGACACUCCAUCAACCCCUACGGGAACAGAGAGAGCAGGGUCCUCUUCAGCACCUGGAACCUGGACCACGUAAUAGAAAAGAAACGCACCAUUGUCCCUACGCUGGCCGAAGCAAUCCAGGAACAAAACGGGAGAGAAAUAGACUGGGAGUAUUUUUACAGCCUGCUUUUCACCUCCGAGAAUCUAAAGUUGGUGCACAUCGCCUGCCACAAGAAAACCACCCACAAGCUCGGCUGUGACCCAGGCAGAAUCUACAAGGCCCAGGCGGGGCUGAAGCGGAAGGGGCCUGCCCGAAAACCCCGGCCAAGUGCUCACACCGCAUUCUCACCCCUGUGUGAGGCCUGAUGCGGGGGCUUAAUUUUAAGAGGUGCUAAUUUCUUCUGGGGAGGGUCUUCUGGGAAAAAUAACUUUAAAAAAGUAUUUCCUGCCAUUGUGAUUUCAGUAUAUUUCUGAAUCUGUCCUCUCUGCCUUCUGACAGCCCAACUUCCAGAGGACAGCUGCCGAGUACUCACUGGACAUGUGUGGGGCAGACUGGUUAGGGGCCAGGAAUUGUCUCUGAGCUCAGGGAUGCUUCCUCCUGUGAUGUCACCAGCGUCCUGUGUACUCACACAGGACGGUCCCCAUGUGGCAGUUGUGUCAUGGCUGAACUUGGCCGCCCCUGCUGGAGGGACAGGCUGUCCAUGCAUCAGCUGCCUUGUGGUCUCCACCCCACAGCGGGUGGACAGCUGCACCCUGUAGGCUCCUUCAGAUGCCCCAGAGAGAGGGGCGCUCUGUAAACAGCACACAGGAUGCCCACUGUAAAUGGGCAUAAUGGUAAAAACUGGAGCCCUCCAAGUCUGCAGGAGGGCAGUGGCUGCUUGUGGCAUCACAUUGAACUGUAUGAUAUUGCUGUUUUUCUAGGUUAAAAGUGGUCAGUUGUCAUUUAUUUCGAGAUCAACCCAAUACAUCUACAUAAUGCAAAACUAUACAGCAGUGUGAAGCGUCUGUGAGAUACAGGCUUAUGUAGGAAAGGAGGCCGUCAGGUGCCUGUGGCUCCACCGUGCGGAGGGAGAGGCUGGGGGUAUGUCCCCCCACACAUGUAAGUGUGCUCCUGGCGCUGUCUGCAAGGAGACGGCACUCCGGGGACACGGAGGGGAGAGACUGGACGGCAUAGGGCUGACCUUCUAAAUCUUGUAUUUAUAAUAAAAUGCUUGAGUUUUUUGAAAUGAGGAUUUACUUUUUAACAUUAAAGUGUACUUUUUUAUGGCCAUACAUACAUAACAUUCGAAUUUUUACAUUUAUUAUAAAAUCAGGUAAAACAAGAAAGAUUUUUUAAAAACAGAUGUGUCAAAAAAGUUUGCACUCCUUGAAAAGAAGGAUAAAAAUAAGAGGUCAGUGAUGUUUCUAAAAUUGACCUAGGUUGUUCCAUUUUCUCCACUGAAAUGCAGCAAUUACUCAGAAUAAACCAGGUCCGUGAGGAGCCUGCAGAAGCCCUGCAGCAUGUGCCGUUUGUCUGGUUUGACGGGGACGUGUGGCUGGUGGGACACUUGGGGCCUCGCAGCCAGGAUGCCUGGUUCCUCUCAGAUUCCCUUGUGUAGGUGAAGAA